UUCAUAUACAACGGUAUAGACAAAGACAUAAACAACACAAAAAUAAAAAGACAAAAAUAAACAACAAAAAAAGACGACAUUUUACAGUGCCAGAGUUUGUGUUAUAUGCAGCAUAUCAAAUUCGCCAAGUAACUUAAAAGUCUUAAUAGCUUCUUUUUUUGUUUUGAUUUUAAGAUGAGAUAAAAUGGUGCUAUAUUGUUUCAAUUCAUUAAUAAGGUGCAGGACAUUUGGCUUGGUCCCUGACCGUUUCUUCUUGUGAAUAUGGCAUUUUCCAGAAAUAAUAACUAGUUGUGUGACAUGCAGCAUGUUAUUUCCAACAUUGUCUUUACUAAAACGUAGCCUUGCAUCAGACAUCUGUAAUUCAGCAUGAUGUGAAGUAGUCUCCCUUUCAGAGUGUCUGCGAACGUUCUCAUCCAUCCGGGUCAUGCUUAUCCAAAGGAGUCGAAACAAGCGCAGCUGGACUUGGUUGCCCCUUUUGACGUCAUUGAGAUUUUCACGGACACAGUCGCGCUCGAGUCAACUCCUCUGGAGCCCCCCUUUUUUUUUUUUUUAGAAAGUUGGCCGCAUUACCCAGAAUGGACGGGAGGGGGCGCACCGGGCUGUCUGCAGCGAGCGAGACGUGGGCGGCGCCAAGCCGCCCGCGACUAGCUCGCGUCCGGAGCGUUAGCCGUCUGGGCUAAUCAUGGCGGCCGCCGUCUCUCGGGCUGACGUCCAGAUUGAGCGCUUCCUGGGCCGCCAGACGGGAUUGUGUCGGGUCUGAGCCGGUUCAUCAGCCUUGCAUAGGUUUAGUUGUGACCCCUGGAUGUCCGCAGAGGCUGUGGGGCUGACCAUGGUGGUCUGAAGAGGGGAGACUGGCACAACGCGAAUUCAUUGAGACACAAAAAGGUGUGAGAAGGAGAAGAGAAGAGAAAAGGCGAAACGAGGCAGUGGAAACUAAAUUGACAAUGUCCCAAAACAGAAAACUGGUGGAUUACUAUAUAAACUACAAACUCUCACAGAGAAACUAUCCACUCAACCACAUCGGGCUCUCAGAGUCCCCAAACAGGACUGAAGGUGGGGGGCAGGCCGGGGCAGCCGAGGAGCAGCAAGUAGAGACGCACGCCAAUGGGACCGUCAACGGAACGAGUCCCGGGACUCCCCAAGCAUCCCCACUCAGACGGCAGCGGUCGGCAUCGAGCACGGAUGCCGCAACGGGCCUUGACGAGGUGAAGGAGGCUCUUCGGGACUCAGCCAACGAGUUUGAGCUGCGCUACGCCCGAGCCUUCAGCGACCUGUCCUCCCAGCUGCACAUCACGCCGGCCACCGCCUACCAGAGCUUCGCCAGUGUGAUGGACGAGGUGUUUAGAGACGGCGUCAACUGGGGCCGCGUGGUGGGGCUGUUUGCCUUCGGCGGGGCACUGUGCGUCGAGUGUGUGGAGAAGGAGAUGAGCCCCCUCGUGGCCAGGAUCGCCGAGUGGAUGACGGUCUACUUGGACAACCACAUCCAACCCUGGAUCCAAAGCCAAGGAGGAUGGGAGCGGUUUGCAGAGAUCUUUGGCAACGACGCGGCGGCAGAGAGCAGGAAGUCUCAGGAGAGCUUCAGGAAGUGGCUCCUGGCAGGGAUGACCUUGGUGACAGGGGUUGUGGUGGGGUCCCUCAUUGCCCAGAAACGUCUGUGAGAGCUGAAAGAAGACAAGAACCAACACCCCCACCCCUCAACAUGCAUAUUCCCGCACACACACACACAUGCACGCACGUACGCACCCAUGCACACACACACAGAUGCGCACACAUGUACCCCUUAACCUACAGAACGUAAAGCUUCAAAUGAAGGAUCUCUUUGGCGUCUAUCCUCUCCUCUAGCGCUCUUUUACUUUGCCAAGAACUGCUGAAGUUUACAUUUGUUUUUCUCUUGAUGCACUGAGAGAGAGUGGUGGAACUUUUGAGAGAAAACGAGAGCAAGCAUGAAGACGAGGGAGAGAGAGACGCUGUUGUUUUUCUUGUUUUAUGUUCAACUGGACUCCAACCCCAACAAUCCUCGUGAAGGGCGGGACACCGACUGGUCCCUGUACCCUCCUGACCUACUGUAAUGAAGAAUUUUAACAAUUGUUUUUUGAGUUUUACAGCACCCUCUAGGUGUGAUUCCUUUUUUUCCCCCCCGGAAAGGACAAAACUGGUCCCAGUCUUUAAAAAAAAAGAAGAAAGAAGAACAAGCGUGUGUUGUUGAGCCAAGUUAGCUCCGAGUCUCCCAAAAUGAUGACGUGUAGCUGGGCUCUUGGUCCCACAGACACCUCUGCAAUAGUUAUUGUACGUGCCAUAUGGAGAGUGAACGCUGGGGAGAUGCACCACCUGCCCACCCUGUACAAAGGAGGCGCUCCGAGCAGCACAGCUUUUGUGCUUCCCCAUUUCCCGCCACUUACCCUUUUUCAUCGCAGCAACAUUCAAGAUCACCUUCCACGUCUCCGUACACUGAUAACUUUGGCUUGGUCACGCCUUCUCCUUCUCCAUCCUCCUACACCGGCGUGAUCAGACAAGACACUAAUUCAGCGGACAUAAAGGGGAAGGGCGUGUUUAAAGACCAAACUGGCAACCGAGUUCUUCGUUAGUAUGUGUGUGUGUUUUUUGGUGUGUUGGCUUUCACCUCCUGUACUUUGAAAUCCCGGCGCUCCCGCUGAGCUGUGGUUUAUGGUAGUGCGCGCCGACUUCCGCCCCAUUGGGCCGGGUCAGUGGGUCAACUAAGCAUAAACUGCUGUGCAUGGCAAUACGAGGAGAAUCGGUAUGGCUGCUGCGGAGUCUGCACACGUGGCUGAGAUGGUCACGUUCUCCCGAACCGUAGCAAAGGACGCAGCGAAUACAGUAGCAGCACACGAUAGAUUCAGCGGCGCUCUGGGGACACGGACACAGACGUCCGGUCAUAGGUUAAAAGGGAAACAAAGGACAGCAACACCAACAGCGCUAACGAUUCUUUAAACUUAACAGCAGUGGUCACGGAUGAAGGUUGGACGUCUGUCACGUUGUCGUUUGUCAAUCAAUAAUUUGCAAUAAAAUCCCGCUCGCGCGGGAUGAUGUGCAGAUGUAACGGGGGUGAGGGUUGGGGUAUCGCAGGUAGCAGCGGGGGGGUGGGGGGGUGGUGGCCAUAAUGGCCGAGUCCAAUAAUCCUUUGUUUCCUUUGAUCCUUUAUGAUUUACUUUGGAAAUGUGCAACUUGUCAGAUACAUUGUGUGUUAAUGUAACCACAGCGAGCAGCAUUGCCUUUGAUAUUUUAUGUAGCAAACUAGUUUUGUAACGAAUGAUGCAGCUGUCUUAACAGAUGUGCCGCUCUGGCCCGCAAGCUGACGGGGUGGCCGUGAAUGUGUCGGUCUGCAUCUCAAGGGUCCGAUACCCCAAAACUGCAAAUACUUUUUUUUUGUCUUAAAUCUAUCUGUACUCUUCUCCACCACCACCACCACCCCUCCUCCCCCAAAAGUCUGUCACUUCUCCAUCUCGCCGCAUCUUUACCUCACCACCCAACAAACCUCCCACCACCACCACCACCACCACCCAUUCCUCUGUGAUCUGCAGCAGCCUGUCACGGCAGGUAGUCAUGUGUGUCAGUCACCGCUGGACCACCUGCUGCUACACACACACACACCCCUCGCAGGCAUGGUGCGCAGGAGAGUGGAAGAAGGCUGCCCCGUCGUUUCAAUUCCCAGACAUCUUUAAUUUAAACACGGUGUCACUCAAGAGAGCUGCCUGUCAGCCGGCGUUCGGCAUCGCGCUCCCGACGGCUGGCAUCUGGAUUAAUCUGCUAGGGAGCGGCGAGGGGAGAGGGAAGGGGGGAGAGCAGGAAAAGAAGGGAGGAUCCGAGGGGGAAGGAAGGGUUUGGGUUUGAGCGACAGGAAGCUGCUCCUCCCUGUUCUCUCCAUCCCCCCCCCCCCCAACACUUUGGCCUUGAUGUCAUUAUAACGGCACGCCCCCUCUCGAGGCUUGCUGCCGCUGCCACUCACGCACUCUCACGUGUGCGUUGCCCCGCCGUUUGUUCCGCCUCAUUUACAUAUGGAACACAAUAUUUACCACGUCUUUGAUAACCGGAACAUCGAGCACAUCGCAGGCUCACGUUCCUCAGUGGGCAGAGGUGCAGGGGAGGCGCCACAAUCCUGUGCCUGUUUCCUUGAACCCGUUUAAAGACUUUGAGAGCCCUUUUCUUAUGCCGACCGGUGAGGUGUGUGGCUGCAAGGCCGACAGGUGUGCUUUAGUCAGGGAGACGGCUGAACCUCUGUGCGUCCGGCCUAAGGGAUGAAACCGGGGAGCAGGAGGAGGUGGUGGUGGUGGACGGAGUGGACCUGCUCUCACUCUGCAUGGAUGAAACGUCCAUGAUCACACCAGUCACAUCAGUCACAGGACCCAACCGCCAGCUGUGCCUCCUGUCCACACAGGAGUCCCCCCCCCCUCACUCUCGCUCAUUCUCACUCUCGCUCUCACUCAUUCUCUCUUCCUCUCUCACUCUCGCUCUCACUCAUUCUCUCUUCCUCUCCCACUUGCUCUCACGCCCUGGUUAUUUCUCUUGCUCAUUCUCUCCCCCUCUCUCCCUCUCUCUCACUCACUCUCCCUUGCUCUCUCUCGCUGCCUCACUUGCUCGCUCUCUCUCUCUCUCUCUCUCUCUCUCUCUCAUUUGAAUAGUGUGGCUCUGCCAUUCUGCUAAUGCUCAUUUCACAUUUCCAUAGCACAGUCACCCGGUCGUCAGAGUUCAUCCACCCACAUGUUCUCCAGACUUCCCCGACCGAAUAUUGUCAUCCUCUUUCUUGUUCUCCAGUUGGGUGUUUUAUUUUGUGCGUGUGCGUGCGUGUGUGUGCACGUGUGUGAAUGUUGUUAUUUUCCCCCGAUCUGUUUGUGGGGGGACACGUUUCUUGCCUAAAUAAAGUCUCCAUUCUGUUGGUGGGUGAUCCGGUCACGGUCCUGUCCGAGCACACGAUCCUAUCCGCCGAGCUCUGCUCCGAUACAUUCCAGUACAGUAAAUAUAUUUUUCUAGCGUAUUCUCUACAAGAAACUGCUUGCAGGCUCUUCUCUGCCGAGUUCCUCCCCCUCCUACGUGAGCGUGUGUAUGCAUGCGUGUGAAUUACUGUAUGGCAAAAAAAAAAAAAAACAAACAAACAAGGAGUCUUAACAGCAUUGGCACGACACUAUACGUAUACUAGUUAUUUAAACUGAUUAGAAUAGUGGACUAGCUUAGUAAUAUAUUUAAGGAAUAAAAAAAAAUCAUUGAUGGCUUUGAAACAUUAUUUAUAUUUGGUGUAAAAAAAAAAGAAGAAGCAUCCUUUGAAUGGCCUUAAACAUUGCAUUGAUGUGAAUUGUUAUUGUGUUUUUAGGGUUUAUUGGACUCCUACUAGACAAGAAAAUCCAAAACCAGCAAGAAGCAUUCCUUUGUCCCAAAUAGCGGCCCUCUCGUGUAUUCUCAUUGGCUCAGCAGUACUAACUGGCUCGGGAGUACUAAUCGGCUCGGGAGUACUAACUGGCUCGGGAGUACUAAUUGGCUCAGGAGUACUUAUUGGCUCGCCACGUCCGAUGGUCGAUUUGUUUGUUUUAAAUGCCAUCGUGAAAUUUGACCUGAAUAAAGACCGUGCUGGAAGA
Messenger RNA from Lampris incognitus (smalleye Pacific opah), 5585 nucleotides. It is a transcript of the gene bcl2l1, whose product is annotated as BCL2 like 1. The record is from RefSeq and is a predicted model, not a curated record. Gene Ontology annotation, cellular component: mitochondrial outer membrane. The transcript is spliced from 3 exons. Gene Ontology annotation, molecular function: protein heterodimerization activity; protein homodimerization activity. Bases 945 to 1658 code for a protein of 237 amino acids. Gene Ontology annotation, biological process: intrinsic apoptotic signaling pathway in response to DNA damage; negative regulation of intrinsic apoptotic signaling pathway; extrinsic apoptotic signaling pathway in absence of ligand. Lineage: Eukaryota; Metazoa; Chordata; Actinopteri; Lampriformes; Lampridae.